Molecule: messenger RNA, 1558 nt
Organism: Symbiodinium necroappetens
Lineage: Eukaryota; Dinophyceae; Suessiales; Symbiodiniaceae
Source: the annotation of a GenBank genome assembly
AUGUCACUCGCAAACCACUUGUUUAAGGCUCUCGGCGAGGGUCGUUCAUCUGCCCUGGGUGUCGUGACGAGUGCCCAAGCUGCUGUGAAGGAAGCUGGCCGGCACAACGUCUCCAGAGCCACGUCCAAGAUGUCCAAAAUCACAAGAAGUAGAAAUAAUGUCAACCGAGAUCUAUCAAGAUUUGUGAAGCUGCCCUUGGCGAUGUCCGAAGUGGAAGUUCCCCUCCUCAAAGCUCUGGACCCGAACCCGGACAAUGCUGAACUGACCAAGCUGCCUUUCUACGACCCACACGAGCUGCUGAACUGGUUGGUCAGCACAGGGCGUGUAGAUGUCAACGAGAACGACAUUAAGACAUGGUGGGAGCACUUCCAUCGACUUGAUGUGGAGUGGGCGCGCAACUUUCGUGAUGAGGAUUGUAAAUGCAUCCCGGUGUCUGUUUACGGAGACACAGCACAGUUUACGAAGGAGAACGACAAGUUCACAGCUCUUCUUCUUGGAUUUCCUAUGCGGAAAGUCAAAGGACGGCCUUUUCUGAAGACAUUCAUGUUUUUUGUCGUCAACAGUUUCAGGAGCUGCGGUGCUGCGACCAUGAGACCGGUAUACCACCGGACGAUGUGGAGCUUGACCAUCGCCUAUCGAGGCCGGCGGCCACAAGUCGGCCCUGACAAUAUGGCAGACAGCGUGCCGGCGAUGUAUCGCAAGCUCAAACCUGCAAUGCAGUACCGAUUUGCUUGCGUCCAAUACAAAGGGGAUUGGGAAUACCACGAAAAGUGCUGGGCACUCCAGACCUACUGGCGCACAAAGAGGAUCUGCUUCCUGUGCCAUGCUUCCUUGAACGCACGGCAUGGCACAUGCUACACUCUUUUCGGCGCCGCCUUCACGCGGAGGACCCCCGUCGACAUGAUCCUGAACUCGAUGCCUGCCCAACCCAACCCGUUGGUGCUAGUGCCAGGAUGGCACCCGCAGCUGCUCAGAUACUGCGCGAUGCACUCUCUCCAGCUGGGUAUCUACCAGAUAGUCACUGCUGAGUCUCUGUUGUGGCUUUGCCGUCAUGGUGUUUUUGGAGGCCCCCAUUUGGACAUCGACGUGCGCCUCGCGAAUGCUUAUGUCGCAUUCAAGUCGUGGAUGGCAAGCUCACGCUUGACAUGCUCAGGGCGGAUGUUCAGUUCCAAGCGCCUCCACCUCUGCAGCACCGACUAUCCAUAUCUAGGAUACAAGGCGUAUAAUACGAGAGUGGUGCUUGCUUUCGUGGCCGCGCAGUUGUGUGACAACCGUGUUCAAGACACGAUGCGGGCGUCUAUGGCUGAGACCGAUCUUGUGCUGCACGAGAUCAUUUGCACAUGUGUGUACGAGGUCAGCCAAUUUCAGAAUGAGAUGGAAGACGCUGCCUCUUUAUUGACUUCGCAAGAAGCACAGAGCCUUUACCGACGAGGCCACCUCUUCUUGAAGCUCUUUCGGGAGGCGGCGCUGAUUUAUGUGCGGCGGCAAGAACUGCAUUGGUUCCUGCGCCCGAAAAUGCACACAUUAGACGAGAUGCUCCGCAGCAUCCUGCUGGAAA